AUGGUGUGCGACAAGACUCGUCUCGACUACGACCACUUUCCUCACUAUGGGCAGCUUCUCGAAAGCCAACUUUUGCUGGCCUCAACUCGUCUAUCCACGAUUACAGUUCACGACCUGCCCUUCGCGGAUGGCGCUAAAAUCAACGCAACGAUGACAGAAGGUAUGCAAGGAGCCAUGGACCGCCUUAUCACCGACUGCGCCAACUUUGGACGGGCAGUCAAUGCGAACAAAACGGUUGUCAGACGCCAACUGAUGUCAACGACUCCGUGGAUGACAUGGUUGCGCAGUUGA
This is a messenger RNA of Dibothriocephalus latus, 291 nucleotides long. Lineage: Eukaryota; Metazoa; Platyhelminthes; Cestoda; Diphyllobothriidea; Diphyllobothriidae. The record is from the annotation of a GenBank genome assembly.